GUCUCUAUGGUCGAGUGGGCGGAGCCAGGAGCAAGAUGGCCGCGCUCGCAGCUGCCACGGAGCCGCAAGCUUCCGGGGGUCCCCGGCCCCCAGUGUGUCUGCUGGUGUUGGGAAUGGCGGGGUCUGGGAAAACCACCUUUGUACAGAGGCUCACAGGAUAUCUGCAUAGUCAAGGGUGUCCACCUUAUGUGAUCAACCUGGAUCCAGCUGUGCAUGAAGUUCCCUUUCCUGCCAAUAUUGAUAUUCGUGACACUGUGAAGUAUAAAGAAGUCAUGAAACAGUAUGGACUUGGACCCAAUGGUGGCAUAGUGACCUCACUCAAUCUCUUUGCUACCAGAUUUGAUCAGGUGAUGAAAUUUAUUGAGAAGGCCCAGAACAUGUCUAAGUAUGUCUUGAUUGACACACCUGGACAGAUUGAGGUAUUCACCUGGUCAGCUUCUGGGACAAUCAUCACUGAGGCCCUGGCAUCCUCGUUUCCAACGAUUGUCAUUUAUGUAAUGGACACAUCUCGAAGUAUCAACCCAGUGACCUUCAUGUCCAAUAUGCUCUAUGCCUGCAGCAUCUUGUACAAAACCAAGCUGCCUUUUAUUGUGGUCAUGAAUAAAACUGACAUCAUUGAUCACAGCUUUGCAGUGGAAUGGAUGCAGGAUUUUGAGGCUUUCCAAGAUGCCUUGAAUCAAGAGACUACAUACGUCAGUAACCUGACUCGUUCAAUGAGCCUCGUGUUAGAUGAGUUUUACAGCUCCCUCAGGGUGGUGGGAGUGUCUGCUGUUCUGGGUACAGGCUUAGAUGAACUCUUCGUGCAAGUUGCCAGUGCCACAGAAGAAUAUGAAAGAGAGUAUCGUCCUGAAUAUGAACGUCUGAAGAAAUCGCUGGCCAGUGCACAGAGCCAGCAGCAGAAAGAACAACUGGAACGACUUCGGAAAGAUAUGGGCUCUAUAGCCUUGGACACCGGGACUGCCACAGGCAGCUUACCUCCUGUGAUGGACCCUUCUGACUUGAUCCUGACUCGGGGAACCUUGGAUGAAGAGGAUGAGGAAGCAGACAGUGAUACUGAAGAUAUUGACCACAGAGUUACAGAGGAAAGCCGUGAAGAGCCAGCAUUCCAGAAUUUUAUGCAAGAAUCAAUGGCACAGUACUGGAAGAGAAACAACAAAUAGUUUCUAAAGUCCAAAAUUUUGGAACUCUGUGUGAAGGGACUAUCCUUAUCUCUGAUUGGGGGCUACUAUAAAGGACAAUUUUGUUCAGGAUAGCAGUUUCUCUUACUAGUGAAAUCUCCUGACUCAGAUGAAGCCAGGGAUAGAAUACAUCUGGACCUGGCAGGUAGAUGCUGAUUCCCCUUGGCAUUUUCCUUGGAUUUAUGCAAGGAAGGAUAUUCUGGUUUUGGAUGCUCAUAUCCCUUCAAGCCUAAAACUGCAAGUUUUAUCAUUUGAACGCACAUACUUUUGCUGCUGAUGGACAGAACAGAGAGAGAACUUAGUGGGCUGGAUCUGUAGCCUCUACUUCUCCAGCAUCUUGCCUUUGAACCUGCACCACGAGUUCCCCUCCUUUUAGCAGAAAGAGAGGGGGAAACAGGAGCUUGUCCAGAGCUUGGCACUGGAGUCUCCUUGGCAAUCAAUCAAUCUUGGUAUGAAAUGUGCCUCAGACUGGGUAGCUUAUUGUAGAACACCAGGUUCAUUGAAGAAAGUGGGCAAAACAUUGUUAACGAAUAAGAAUUCUACUUUAGAUGGUGACUUGGAUAAAGAGUUUUUAAUUUUAA
This is a messenger RNA of Globicephala melas (long-finned pilot whale), 1759 nucleotides long. RefSeq names its product GPN-loop GTPase 1 (gene GPN1). The record is from RefSeq and is a predicted model, not a curated record. Gene Ontology annotation, molecular function: GTPase activity; ATP hydrolysis activity. NCBI's taxonomy places the organism in Eukaryota, Metazoa, Chordata, Mammalia, Artiodactyla, Delphinidae.